AUGGCUUAUAACGGAGGAUACCCCGCCCAGCGUCCCUUCAAUGGGCCAGGAGCACCACGGCCGCCACCUCAGCGCCAGUACACUCCUGGCCCGGGACCACAACAGUACGACCAGCAGUACGACCAGUACCAGGAUGAUUACGGUCAGGGAUACGACGGAUACUAUGAUCAGGGCUAUGGGCAACAGUACGACGACAGGAACUUUGCUCAACGAGGCCCGCCUCCGAGAGAUCCGUACGGGCCAGGCCCUGGCGGUCCCGGUAGAGGAGGCCCUAUGAAUGGGGGCCGGGGCGGUCCUAUGCCGAGACCUCCACCGGGGAGGGGAUACCCUCCGAAUGGCGCACCAGGGCGAGGGCGCCCUCCAAAUGCUGGAGCUCCUAAUUCCGAUCCUACCAGAGAGCCAGGAUUUGGAGACAGCCCAUUCCCAACAUUCCCAGGCCAGCAUCGUAAGACAAAUCUCGAUAAAGAACAACAAAUUCUCAGCGACAUGGGCGCUCUGGAUAUUGACAACAAGAAAAAAGGCCCGAAAGGCAGGGCCCCUACACGAGGUGCUUCCAUAGACGACUACGGUCCUCGACCGUCCAUGGACUCUCAGCGAGGCCCGCCCCCACCGCGAAACUACCCACCGCAAGGCUACCCAGAGCAAAGGCGAGGGCCACCACCUGGUCGGGGAGGUUACGGCGACUACCCCGAGCCAGGUUUCGGGCCGCCGAGCAGGACGAUGACAAUGCCAUCGAACAUAGGAGGCAUGCAGGAGAUGGCACCGCCACCGCACCGGUCAGAUUCCGCACCAUACGGUCCGACUGGCCGGGGGAUGCCUAUGGCACGACCGUCAACCGCGUCAGGACAUCGCCCACCACCUCAGCGGAUGCCUCCACCGAAUCAGCAAGGAGCAGGCUAUGGCGGCCAGGGAUAUGACUAUGGUCCGGAUCAGGGAUACGGAUAUGAUGAUUAUUACAACGAUUAUUACGACGAGCAAGGAGCGAAUGGAUACCAGCCGCCGCCGCCGGCGGAACCAGACAUGCCCAACUUUGACGCGGCUCCUCGGGGCCGCAACUCUUUGGAUCUGUCCAUGCAAUCCGGUGCGCCAGAGCCACAAAGAGGGCCUGGCCGAAUGCCUGGACUGAGCACUGCAAAAUCCCAGCCUGAUCUGCGCCAGCCACAGCAAGCAGUAUUCGAGAUGGCGCAGGACGUACCACCAAUGCCACCACCGGGAGGCCAGGGCGGUUACGGUGCGAGGAUGAACGGCCCAAGCCCUCCUCAGGGUGGGUUUGGACUGCCCAGCAAUCCUCAGGGUGGGUUUGGGCUGCCCAGCAAUCCUAUGCCAGUUCGCGCGGGUCACCAACAGACACCACCAAAUGCCAAUCCAGACACCUUGCCGUCUCAUCCUCUGCCCGUGAGAGCAGGUCACAUGCAGGGCGCUCUGGUCAACAACAAGCCACCGCCAGUCCGCAAUUACGGCGGCACUCCUACACCGGCACCUGGCCCAACCCCUUCUCCUGUGCCCACGCAGGGCAGUGCUGCACCUCGCGCUCCAUCACAGGCAGAGCCGCCUGUGACGACCGAGGAGCUGGAGCGUCUGAGGAAUACUGUCAAAGUGAACCCACAGGACCAGGCAACAGCAUUGCGCUUGGCAAAGAGACUGAUGCAAGCUGCCGAUGUGCUUGUGCCCAAUGUGGCAGAUCCAAAGUCCCGCCAUCGAGCCCGCGAGCGUUACGUCAUGGAUGCGCAGAAGAUCUUGAAAAAGCUGUCGAAUGCUGGCAAUUCUGAUGCAAUGUUCACACUGGCUGACGGGCUCGGCAAGGGAUUUUUCGGCUCGGAGCCUGACAACAAGGAGGCUUUCACGAUGUAUCAGUCUGCAGCAAAACUUGGCCAUGCUGCAGCAGCCUAUCGCACAGCCGUGUGCUGCGAGAUUGGCAACGAGGAGGGCGGCGGCACACGAAAAGAUCCUUUGAAGGCAAUUCAGUGGUACAAACGCGCCGCCAUGCUGGGCGACACCCCGGCCAUGUACAAAGUGGGAAUGAUACUGCUCAAAGGACUAUUAGGACAGCAGAAGAACCCCCGUGAAUCCAUUGGCUGGUUGAAACGGGCAGCAGAAAGCGCGGACAGCGAAAACCCACAUGCGCUCCACGAACUCGGCUUGCUCUAUGAGUCUGCUGGACCGAACGACGUCAUCCUGCGUGAUGAGCCGUACGCUUUCAGGCUGUUCAAGCAAGCUGCGGACCUCGGAUACAAAUUCAGCCAGUACCGUCUGGGAUGUGCGUAUGAAUACGGACUUCUUGGCUGUCCCAUCGAUCCAAGACUCUCGAUCAUGUGGUAUUCCAAGGCGGCGGAGCAGGGCGAGCACCAGUCCGAGCUUGCUCUUUCUGGGUGGUAUUUGACGGGCAGCGACAACGUGCUCGGCCAGAAUGACACUGAGGCGUAUCUGUGGGCGCGCAAAGCCGCGAUGGCUGGCCUAGCAAAGGCAGAAUAUGCAAUGGGUUACUUCACGGAGAUGGGCAUCGGCAUUCCUGCGAACAUGGAGGACGCGAAGAGAUGGUACUGGAGAGCAGCUGCCCAGGAUUUCCCGAAAGCCCGCGAGCGCCUCGAAGAGCUGAAACGGUCCGGUAAGAACGGCCCCCGCCAACGAGAGCGCAUCACGCGCAGCAAGAUCGGGCAGCAGAAUGAGGAGGGCGGUGCGGUGGUGAAUGGGGUGAUCAUGAAGGGGUUGACAGCCACGCUUAAGCCUUCAGAGCAAUCGCAAAGCCGUGGCGAUGUCUUGAGGGAGAGGUACCAAGCUCUGGAGGAAUUUCAGAGGGGCAAGAGUCUACAACGAAGCCUCAGCCGGCCGGUGAUGCUGUCCUCGGUGAGGAGCUUCAGUUACGAGCUCCCGACGCAGAUCGCCGAGAUGGAACGCAUGAGCAGCCAGCGUAGCUCUUCGCCUGCGGUUCCACAGCCAAAUCAGACACCCCACUUGACACCUCGCAGAUCAGCUCCCUCUAGAUCGACCACUCCCCUGGCUGGGGAGGACACAGGUGGGGAAAACCCUUGA
Diaporthe amygdali is the source of this 3030-nucleotide messenger RNA. RefSeq lists its product as uncharacterized. The transcript has 4 exons. The record is from RefSeq and is a predicted model, not a curated record. Gene Ontology annotation, molecular function: protein binding. Bases 1 to 3030 code for a protein of 1009 amino acids. NCBI's taxonomy places the organism in Eukaryota, Fungi, Ascomycota, Sordariomycetes, Diaporthales, Diaporthaceae.